UUUAUUCGUAUCAUGUUAUAGUCUGUGAUCAUCAUAGUGGUAUUAAUAUAGUGUAAUUUUAACAUAACCAAGUUUAUUUAAAAUUCACAAGAAAGUCACGAUGAUUUCAUUUUUAGCAAUCGCAAUUUUGAGUGUCAGCAGCUCAUUGGCUACUGAUGGACUGUCAGAAGUUUGUGAAUUUGUAUCCCCGACGAAUCAAGAAUUCUGCUACUGGACUGAAGUUCACCAAACUUGGGAUACGACGUAUGCCCUCGCCCAGGAAAUCUGCGAAUUGAAAGGAUCCAGUCUGGCGGUAAUAAGAGAUGAAGCAACAUAUCAGGCAAUCAUGGGAAAUUUGAGAGAGAAAAUCCCCGAUUAUUGGAACACCUUGUACGCAUGGAUUGGUAAUACGUUUAAUCCGGAGACAAGAACUGUACUUCCUUCUAAUUCCUACAUCAAAUGGUACCCAAUAAACGAGCCGAGAACAGAAUCCGAAUCUUACGACAAUUUUUUCUUGCACCUCUACGUACAGCGUGAUCCUGAGAGUGAGAUGCAAGGGAUGGGCAACGUCUAUCCAGAGUUUCUGUGGCCAGCUGUAGUUUGCGAAUAUAAACUGUAAAAGAUAAUUUUGCUGCAUAAGUAUUAUGAGAUAUAGAUAAGUUAUAGAUACUUCAUUUAAAUAAAUUAAUCAAAAUACAAAAAUUAUAAAGGGAGCGUUUGAAAUUUUGAGAACAUUGGAUGUGGCAAAAACGUGACAAAACGUAACAUAGUAUAUUGAACCAAUUGUAGCUAGUAAUUUGACUACUUAAACUCAAAAUUUUAUCAGCAAUUUAUUCUCCUCCCAUAUAGAACAAGAGACAAAUCUGAUGAAAUAUAUUAGCAAAUUAAUUUAAUUCUGCCUAUGUUAAUUAUUAAUUUUGUUGGCCUAUUUCCAUUGUUUAACGAUUGCAUGCUUUUGAUUGUAUAAAUAUACGUACUCUUGAAUGUACAGAUAUAAUGUACAGAUUUUUUGAAUGAAGAAAAAAAUAUAAAUUGGCUAAAAAUGUA
Messenger RNA from Styela clava, 1026 nucleotides. RefSeq lists its product as uncharacterized. NCBI's taxonomy places the organism in Eukaryota, Metazoa, Chordata, Ascidiacea, Stolidobranchia, Styelidae. The record is from RefSeq and is a predicted model, not a curated record.